AUGAUUCCGGUUACUCUCUACGAUGACACCUUCAGCAAGCCUGAUAUCCAAGAAAGCGUCACGGAGGCCACGGCUCUACAUGACCGCUGGGUCAGGGUCUUCAAUGGCGAAUGCCCUCCGCUAGAGGGCAACGCUGCUUUUGUGCUCGUUUUCCGCUCAACCGAGGCUGCUACAGCUCAGAUGACUGAACACCUGGCCUCCCGCGUGAGGAAAGCCUGGCGUGACAUGGCUGCGAGUCACUUGGACGAGGCAGUUCUCAGACAUAACGACAUCACCCCUGAUUACCAGUCUUACAUGGAUAAACGCCUGACCAACGUCUACGGUUGGUGGCUGACCAUUCAUGUUGAGUAUGCAAAGGGCAUUGAUAUCGGCGACCUGUCUGAGCAUCCUGAAAUUCUUACUGCCCGUCGAGCAGCGAUCAAUCACAUUACUUUGGUCAACGAUCUCUAUUCUUUCCCCAAGGAGUUAGAUGCAAAAGAAGCCAUGAACGCCAUCCUCGUCCUUAUGCGGCGUGAAGAGUAUGACCUGCAAGGAGCCGUCGACAAAGUCGUCGAGCUCAUCCAUCAUGCUGAGAAGGAGUUUGAAUCGACUCGCUCGGAUAUUCUCCAGGGCCAUUUGGGACAGAAGCCAGACAUCAAAAGCUAUCUCGAUGGAAUCGCACACGUCAUGACCGGCAAUCUCCGCUGGUCGCAGAUGUCCACGCGUUACUUUGGUGAUCAACACGACGGGAGCUUCGUCGCCAGUGGACAGAUUACUAUCACUCCCAAGCCUACCGUACAUGCCCCUACGGUAAAAGUUUGA
Messenger RNA from Colletotrichum truncatum, 801 nucleotides. Its product is annotated as terpene synthase metal binding domain protein. The record is from RefSeq and is a predicted model, not a curated record. Lineage: Eukaryota; Fungi; Ascomycota; Sordariomycetes; Glomerellales; Glomerellaceae.